AUGAAGUUGUUCCUUUCACGCGUUUUCCCGCGGAUUUCAUUAAGACUGUAUGCUGUGCUGUGUGAUAUAGAAUUGGCGGUUAUAGCGACAAGAUCACAUUGACAGUUCUAAUUGUUCCAUAUAAUAAUAACGUAAUUGAGGAAUGCUAAAAAUAUUGUGAUAUUUUAAAAACAAGGUAAAUUCAUGACAAUUCAAUAACCACUUAGCGAAAACGCGCAGUCUUAUUUUUGUAACUUCAACAUUCUUUAUAAAAACAAAAAAACUCCAAAGUUUAGUGAAAGCAUCCUGCAUGUAUCAGAUUUAACAAAUAAAAAGUAUGGACGGUUCAAUGGAAGACAGUGAUUGUAUGAUACAAGAAGUAACGCCAAAGAAAAAAAAGAAAAUGAGACAAGCACAACUACCAUUUCAAAUAUUAAGUUCCUCCAAAUCACCAAACAGUACAGAUAAUGAGUCUAACACGAAGAAGAGGAAAAUAAAGUCGCCUUUGGUAGAGCUUAAGAGCUCUAAAGUGUUAAAACUUGCAACAAAAGAGAAUUCGGUCAGAAAAGUACCUGAGAAGAAAAAAGAAGAUGCAAGCGAGAAAAAACUUGAUGUUAGCGAAGAUAUUGAAAUAAUAUUAGAUGAUGAAAAGGAAGAUCUCGAGCAAAGUGAUCAGCAAGAUAGGAAAAUCGAUAGUACAUCUAAAAGAAAUACUUUAGGAAAAAAUAAGAAACUGGAUAAAUCUCAACAGAAAUCUGGUGCCUUAACUAAGUUUCUAAAAAAAACAGAAAUUGAAAAUUACAAGGAAAUUGAAAAAAGUGAUCAUGUCGAUAAUUUAUCUGAACAAAAAGAUAAUAAUCAUGAUAAUAAUUUACUUGAAUUAAAAGAUAAGAAAAAUUAUACGUCUCAACUAAGUGAAAUAGAUAAUAAUAUUGUUGAUAAGGAUACAGAUCUUUCUCUUCAGAAAAUGAACUGUGAUAUUACUAUUUUAUCUUCGGAUAACGAGGCUUCGAGCGAGUUAGAUACAUCAAUAUCGAAUAGAAAUAAAGAAACAGACAAACCUGCAUCUCCUGUUACUCCAAAAACUGACAAAGAUAUUAAGAAUAAAAUUAAAAAAUUAACACCAAAACAAUUGCAAAAGAGACAGGAAAUUAUCAAAAGAAAGGAAGAGAAGCAGAAAUUAAAAAUGGAAAAAAAAAAAAAACGGGAGGAGGAAAAAGCAAAUCGGCGAUUGGAGAAAGAAGAGAAGCAGAGAGAAAAAGAAGAAAAAGAGAAAAUCGAAAAAGAACAAAAGAAAAAGGAAAAAGAAUUAAAGGAACUUAAGAAACAAAUGGAGAUCGAACAAAAACAAAAAGAAAAGGAAGCGAAAGAAGAAGAACGGAAAAAACGAGAAGAAGCUAAGGAAGAAGAGAAAAGAAAGAAAGAAGAGGAACGACUGGAAGCCGAACGCAAGAAGCAGAAAGCUGCCUCGAAUUUUGCGAGCUUUUUUGUUCCUAAAAAGCAGGAGGUUAAAUCAGUGGAGGAAGAGAGUGUUAUUGGAGUGAAAAAUUUUAUGCCUUUUGAAAUAAAGGCCGACAUGAGAAUCGCACCGAUUUGUCGAAGAAAAUUGACUGAACAUGAUAAAUUAUUGUUUGAUAAUAAGUGUAACAUAGAUUUAGAUAAAAUUGAAUUAUAUCUCGAAGAUAUUAAAAAAGGAAGAAUAGUGCCACGUACUUCCUCCAAAACGUGGCCAUUGGAAACAAAAGAUGAAAUUAUCCUAUUAGACGAUGACAAUGACGGCAGUUCUAACAUUAUAACGAACACGCAUAACUUGGAGAAGCACCGGCCGAAAUUACUGCAAUUCAACGAAAAUCGCCGUCCUCCGUAUUGGGGUACAUGGCGAAAACGAAGUAGCAUCAUAAAUUCUCGGCGGCCGUUUGCAAAAGACAAGAAAUUGUUUGAAUAUGAAAUUGAUUCCGACGAUGAGUGGGAAGAGGAAGAACCUGGCGAAUCACUCAAAGGAUCGGACGAUGAAAAGGACGAAAAGGAGGAAAAUCCGGAAGAAAACGAAUACGACAUCGAUAAUGAGUUCAUGGUUCCUCAUGGAUAUUUGUCCGAGGAAGAAGCGCAGGCUGAUGAGGAAGAAAUGGAGGACAUGUCGCCGCAAACACAGAAAAUGAAAUUGAAGAUAUUAGGAAAACAAUUUGAAGCUGAAAGAAACGCGAAAACACAUAAACUUAAGCCAAAAAUAAUCGGAUGCAUUUGGCAGGGACCCGGCAAUUCAUUUCCAGAAUCUAUUCCUCCAAAAAUCAAAGAAUUCUUGUCAGCUCGGCAAGCUUGGGUCAACAAUAUACCGAUAAUACUUCCGUCAUCGUCACCAGAAGAAGAUAUUUCGACUAAUAUUGAAUGCAAGACGCCUGGCCAAUCUGUGAAAGGAUCAAAAAAGACCAAGUUCCCUGAGGAAGCUUUGCCUGAUCUGAUUCGGUUAGUGCACGGGAACAGACAUGGCAGACACGUUCUUAUGAGAGAGUUCAUGACAUUUUGGAGCAAAAAGAGCGGAAGUCAUUUGUCGAAAGUUAGUGUAUUAUCGAAGAUCAGUGAAAUCGCUGAUAGGAUAGCAUGUCCCGAAGAGGGACCGAUGCAUCUUAAAUCUUGCUGGUACAUUUCGGAAGACAUCCGGAAGCAAUAUCUUCCUGACAUCAAGCUGUCAUUACCGAAUUGUUGGAAGUAUAUUUUAGUACCAAGUCAGAAAAAUAAUUCUCAAAACGUUAUAGCUGAUAAGACUGAAAAAGAAGAAAAAGAAAAAGAAAAAGAAAAGAAGCAUAUACCACUUAUUACUCAAUUCACUAAAAAAAUCACACAAGAAGAUAUGAAGAAACAACUUGUAAAAUCUGAUCAGAAAGAGAUAAAAAAACAGUCUUCACCUGAUCAAAAAAAGAAACAAUCGACAACGAAAUCCAAUCAGGAGGAGACAAAGAAAUCAGCUGCAAACCAAGAGGAGAUACAAAAAGAGUCGACAUCAAAAUUGGAUCAAAUUUCUGUCUUACCGAAACUACCUCCGCUACAAAGACCUCCUAAACGGGCAACUUUAAUCUCUGUAGGUAGAGGAGAACAAUUUCCGGAAAGAUCUCGACAGAAUAUGUUAGCCGAAUUCAUGGGUCUUAAUAAGAAGAAAGAGGAACCAUUGAAUAGCGAAAAGACAGUUGAUUCAGACAAGGUUAGACUUAUGGAGAAUAAUGAUAUGAACAAGAUGAAUCAAAAGUUAGAAUCGAGCGAUAAGUCGUAAUAUUUUCACGAUAUAGUGAGAAAGAGACUUCAAGAGCAUAUAAUAAUCAUUGAUGACUAUUAUGUAGAAAAAAAUCAAUGAUUGAUUCAGAAAAUAAAAUGAGGGAAUGGCAAAUGAUAGAUAACUAGACUUGCCUGCAAACAAAGUUGAUUGCAAAGGCAUUUAAUAAUAGUCCAACGAAAUGUAGACAUAGAGAAAAUACCGUUGUUCUAUUUGCGUAAAUAUUUCAUUUAUCAUUCUAUUUUAGA
Molecule: messenger RNA, 3492 nt
Organism: Atta colombica
Lineage: Eukaryota; Metazoa; Arthropoda; Insecta; Hymenoptera; Formicidae
Gene: Caf1-180
Product: chromatin assembly factor 1 subunit A-B
Exons: 12
Coding region: 317-3244 (975 amino acids)
Biological process (GO): nucleosome assembly
Cellular component (GO): CAF-1 complex; nucleus
Source: RefSeq, a predicted model, not a curated record